AUGAAGAACAAAAAUGGAAAACCAAUAUCUUACCCAGAUAAAAGUUCAAGGACAGUCCCUAUGGCAAUAAUGUUUGUUGUGCUAUGUGGGUUUUCUUUCUAUCUUGGCGGAAUAUUUUGUUCUGAAAAGGACAGAUAUGUAGCCAAGGACAUUACCAAAGCAGUUGAAACUGCCAAGCAAACGGCUGCAGGCCCACUACAAAUCAAGGCUGUAACCUUUCCCGAAUGCGGCAUAGAUUAUCAGGACUACACGCCUUGCACGGAUCCAAGGAGGUGGAAGAAGUACAGUCUUCAUAGGCUUACUUUUAUGGAGCGGCAUUGCCCUCCGGUGUUCGAAAAGAAGGAAUGCUUAGUUCCCCCUCCUGAUGGCUAUAAGUUGCCGAUCAGAUGGCCUAAGAGCAGAGAUGAAUGUUGGUACAGAAAUGUUCCAUAUGAUUGGAUUAACAAGCAAAAAUCGAACCAACAUUGGCUGAGGAAAGAAGGGGAGAAGUUCCUCUUCCCAGGCGGCGGCACAAUGUUUCCUAAUGGUGUCAGUGAAUAUGUUGAUUCGAUGCAAGCUCUGAUACCAGGCAUGAAGGAUGGGACUAUCCGCACUGCCAUUGAUACUGGAUGUGGGGUUGCAAGCUGGGGAGGUGAUUUACUAGACCGUGGGAUUCUUACAAUCUCUCUUGCACCUAGGGAUAAUCAUGAAGCUCAAGUUCAAUUUGCUCUGGAACGCGGAAUUCCAGCAAUUCUGGGCAUCAUCUCAACCCAGCGACUUCCUUUCCCCUCAAACUCUUUUGACAUGGCACAUUGCUCAAGGUGCCUAAUUCCAUGGACCGAAUAUGGUGCAAUUUACCUUCUAGAGAUACAACGUAUACUCAGGCCUGGGGGUUUCUGGGCACUCUCUGGCCCACCAGUGAACUACGAAAACCGCUGGAGGGGAUGGAACACAACUAUUGAAGAACAAAGAUCAGAUUAUGAAAAGUUGCAAGCAUUGCUAACUUCAAUGUGUUUCAAAUUAUACAACAAGAAGGACGACCUAGCUGUUUGGCAGAAACUAUCCGACAACAGCUGCUAUAAAAAGCUUGAUACUCCAGACAUUUACCCUGCGAAGUGUGAUGAUGGUACCGAACCAGAUGCCGCUUGGUACAGUCCCCUUAGGCCUUGUGUUGUUGUUCCAAACCCGAAAUAUAGAAAAGUAGCAUUAAAAUCCAUCCCUAAAUGGCCACAAAGAUUGCAUUCUUCUUCCGAGCGUGUGUCUGAUGUUCGUGGUGGCAGUGAUGGUGCUUUUAAGCAUGACAAUAGCAAAUGGAAGACACGGGUGAAGCAUUACAAGAAGUUGGUACCCGCAAUUGGUACUGAUAAGAUAAGAAACGUGAUGGACAUGAACACUGUGUAUGGAGGUUUUGCAGCCUCUAUGAUUGAUUAUCCUCUGUGGGUCAUGAAUGUGGUUUCUUCGUAUGCUGCAAAUACACUUGCUGUGGUGUAUGACAGGGGCCUUAUAGGAACCUACCACGACUGGUGUGAAGCUUUCUCAACAUAUCCUCGAACUUAUGAUCUGCUUCAUGUCGAUGGUCUCUUCACAGCUGAAAGUCAUAGGUGUGAAAUGAAGCAUGUUCUACUCGAGAUGGAUCGGAUCCUCCGGCCAAAUGGAUAUGCAAUCAUUCGUGAAUCCAGCUACUUCAUGGAUGCUAUUGCUACCAUAGCCAAGGGGAUGAAAUGGAGCUGUCAUAAAGAAGACACGGAAUAUGGCGUGGAAAAGGAAAAGAUACUGAUUUGCCAGAAGAAACUCUGGUAUUCCUCUAAGCAGAGCUCAAGAUAA
Messenger RNA from Fraxinus pennsylvanica, 1803 nucleotides. The record is from the annotation of a GenBank genome assembly. NCBI's taxonomy places the organism in Eukaryota, Viridiplantae, Streptophyta, Magnoliopsida, Lamiales, Oleaceae.